Molecule: messenger RNA, 2490 nt
Organism: Symbiodinium natans
Lineage: Eukaryota; Dinophyceae; Suessiales; Symbiodiniaceae
Source: the annotation of a GenBank genome assembly
AUGACGACGGCAGCUGUGAGAUCACACUGGGUGUGCAUUGUCAUCGGCAUUUGGAAUUAUGACGAGGGGGGAAGAUUGGAGAGCCUGCAAGAUGUCGAACAAGAGCAUGCUGAAGUGACGCAGGCUGUGCUAGAUUCGGGACUGUGCGAAAGAGAAGAUGUGUAUUCUCUUGCCAAUGCGACAUAUGACGAAGUCAAGGAAGCGAUUCAGAAAGCCGUCGACUCUUUAAAGCGUUGUUCCAAGCUGUUGGUGGUCUACAUGGGGCACAGCUACUGCGACGAGAAGAAUCGCAACCACACUUGGAUUGUCCCUUCUCCAGGCCUCAAGUGGAACAACUGCAUCUUGCUCGAGGAUGAGGUAGCGCGCCAGGUCUCCAAGGAGGGCAGCGACACGCGGUUUUUGGACAUUUGCUGGAUAUUCUCCAGCUGUCGCACAGAUUGUGCAUACAGCAGACUUUUUGGCCAACCGGAGCCUGUAGCAGCACCAGUGUAUAGCAGCAACGACACCCAUUGGAAGUUCUAUGCAUGUCCCAAGCGCCACGAAGUCAUGGACACGCCGUUCCUUGGUUGCGUUCUGGCCAGCCUCCUGCGUGCACACCCCGACAGCUUGCAAAGCCUACUUCGCAAGCUCAAGGACGAGGUAAGGUAUGUCUCAUUGGGCGAGGUGCAUCCAGAGCUAUUGGAAGACCCGACAAGAGAUGUCACACUUUUUGGAACUGCUGCUGUACCUCGAAGGCCCAUCAUGACGGAUGCUGUGCUCUUUUUCUUGGAGAAGGCGGUCUUGAUGCGACAGCACCUUGUGGAGUUGGUCAGCCGUGAAAUCUCCAACUAUGCAUCAGCGCGGGCCGGGCUGGCAGCGCUGGCCGACGUCGUGAAGGGCUCGUCAGACUGGGUGUUCGACCUGAGCUUGCAGCUGGCAGUUCUGAAGGAGGAGUCGUUAUUGUCAGUCAAGGAAGCUGUGGAGAAGUACAAGGUCGAGAAUGAGAGAUUGCAGGAAAGACGCGUUCCACAGGAGGAGGUCAACAGCUGGGGGAAGAUUCCGAAAGAGUCGGUGCGCUCCUUUCUCACGGCCUUGUGCAACAGGGACCUCGCGGAACUCACACCCGAAGUUAGCAACGCCACCCGCAAGUAUCUGAGAAAGAUGGCCCAGGCCCACCGCAAAGUUUCAUACCCCACUUCGCUUGGUGGGGCAUCCUCUGGGAUACGCGAGAGCGUAAAGAUAGGAGGCUCUGUGGGAACGCUCAGCUUUGAGGAGCAGGACGCAUUUUUUGAGGAAGUGACUCGUCUGGCGGAGAUCCUCAACAUAUCUGUUGACAUGGCGCACUUUGGGACAGGCUGUCUGCUCAUCGUCCUGAUCUUAUCCAGACCUCUUUUGGUUCAUCAGAAGCAGGCUUUCUGUGGCGAACUGCAUGCGUACUUGCAGAGCAAGGAGCAGUCCUCUCUUGCCUUUGCACGGAAGCCUGUCUUCCAAUCGAGCUUGCCUCGCGCUGACAACCUUGUCGAUAUGGUCGAGAGCAUUCGUUCUGGGCUGAAGUCUCCUGUGAACUCUUGCUGGCUCAAUGUACGCGGGCUCAAAGCUUUGAUGGCGAAGUGGAUCGAUGAAGGCAACUUUGAGUCGGGCAGUGCUUCAUCCGACUUUCGCCUCCGCAUUGUUUGCAGGGAAGGAGAGAUGGAGGAUGGCGAAUGGCUAAGGGGCACUUCGGACCUGCAAGUCGUUGCCGAGCCCACGUGGCCAUUUUGGAAGCAGAGCUCAGCGUUUAAGGAGUUGGAUGCGGAGCUCACAGGACUCCUUCACAAUCUCUCGAAGCGGGAGAUGGAUGGAGGGUUGCUGUGGGCCGACACUGCAAGCUUCAUGGACCUGGCGCUGGUGAUCUCCUCCCUGGCUGCAGAGCCAGACCUACGUGACCUUGUCCUGCGUGCCCUUCGAGGUGACGAGGCAUCCAGAUGCCAAGGCCCACGAGACCUGGAGAUCCACCUCUGGGAGGAAAUCCUCGCCGGCGACAAGUGCUCAGUUGAAGCUUCAACCAAGUCUGCCCAUCAUUCGGCGGAGCUUCCAGCGGGCACGAUGGCCCGGACGACCGGAGAGCUAGGCGAUCAAGGGUACCGCACAUCCACGUCGAUACCUUCCGGCAGUAGUACUGCAGUGGCGGAGGUUGGGGGUGAAAAGGCGGUGCUGGACCGUCUGGACCAGGUCGAAAUGCUUGAAGGCGGCAAGCAAUUACUCGACCAGAUCGAAAAGUUUCCGCAGUCAAAGCAGUGCUUGCUGCAGCUCAUAGCAGUAGCACGCUUCAUGUCAGCUGCGGCUUUCCCGCAGUUUGUCGAUGUCCUCCGCGGACUCUCGCAGCCAGUGGCCACGAGAGGGAGCUCUGCAUCUGACCACAACGAGGAGAUUGACGAAGGGCUGGCGCAGACCUUGGAGAAGCUACGCGACGACAUUGAGAAGGAAGGAGUCGACCGCGCCAUUGACUUAUUCAUCGAGGAGUGGAACUAG